This is a messenger RNA of Protopolystoma xenopodis, 408 nucleotides long. The record is from the annotation of a GenBank genome assembly. Lineage: Eukaryota; Metazoa; Platyhelminthes; Monogenea; Polystomatidea; Polystomatidae.
AUGACAAGUGUCGGCUUGCCGUUCGCCUCAGCAACCGGACGAACCGGUUGUCUGGUUGCCGUGCCUAACCCGCCUCAACCCGCCUCCUCGGACAACUGUCUUUUGCCGACCUCACACGCACCAUUUACCGGCCCCACUGCCUCCUCUUUCUUCUGCCAUCGCCAUCCUCUUUCCCUCUUCCGUGCUCUCUCUCUUCACCUCGCCACCUCUGCCUCUUGCAUAAACCCUCCAAUGCACACGACGACACAAUACACCACAGAACAGGACUGUACAGUACAGUACAGUACAGGACAGGACAGGACAGGACAGGACGGCAGACUCCACGAGCGCAGCACAGGCCGGCUGAGUCUACAGGCUUGGCGGGCACAAGCUCAGGCCGGAAAAGAUGAGGCGACCAGUCGAGGCUAG